Westerdykella ornata is the source of this 1248-nucleotide messenger RNA. RefSeq lists its product as uncharacterized. NCBI's taxonomy places the organism in Eukaryota, Fungi, Ascomycota, Dothideomycetes, Pleosporales, Sporormiaceae. The record is from RefSeq and is a predicted model, not a curated record. Bases 1 to 1248 code for a protein of 415 amino acids. The transcript has 2 exons.
AUGCCCAGAUGCCGAGGAGUCGAUAUUGAACUGCGUUCCCAAUUUGACAUCGGUCAAUACGCCGAGUACUACCCGCGCGAGCAGUCCUACUACGAUGAGGCCGGCAUCGAGGGAAUUGCUCCUCCAUUUUACGACCCGAAAACCGCAACUGUCAGCGUAUACGUCGAAGCAUACCAGGGAAGCCAGUUCUGGAUUUGCUAUAGCGUCUUGAAUCCCAUUCCAAACAACCAGUUCUUCCUCUUCAAGCUGUACAUCAAUACCAUUCCGGUAGUCAGCUGGUCAUGCGGGCAAAAGGAAGCGUGGAAAGGGAAGACCAUAUUCGCCUUGUUUCAGAGAGAGGAAAAAGAAGAGGGGGAGGAGAGCAGGAAGAUCGUGGAGAAACGGGCAUUGCAUUUCACCACACCAGGUCAAGACGAUGGAAGGUGGAAGGAUUUGGCCAACGUACUCGACCCUAACACAUGCAUGGAAAUCCGCGUCUUCCGUGCACAUGGUAGAACGAGGAUUCCUCGAGAGUUCCAAGACUAUGCGACGACAUCGUACGGACGCAACCAGAGUGGAAUCAGCCUUGCCAAUGCAGGCCGAGCUGGCGCGGGCCUCCCCAAACGGUUCUACAAGUUCGCACUCGUCGACCCUGUGGAUACGCCGUUCGUUGCUUUCCGCUACUACUACCGAACAUUGGAACAGCUGAAGCACCUUGGGAUCUUCGAUCAUGAGGUCGAUGACCCAACCCCGAGUGAGGGUUCCUCGUCCGGGCAAGACAGGAGAGCCAAAGCGCCUGAGCAGAGUCACGGCCUUGAGGACGUGUUCCUGUCGCCUCCGUACAACCAGAACAAGCAACCUGCUCGGAUUCGGCAGGAUACCGGUUCAACAAGAGCUUUUGAAUUGAGGCGAGCCUCCGAAGACGAUCCGCAUGACGACUUCGUAAGCAGAGGUCAUGUUUGCAGCGGUUCCGCGCAGCCUUAUCGACUCUCCCUUCCCGCAUCGCUGAAUUUUGCUACGCUAAAGCAGGCACGCCCACUACCGCCGGUUCCAAAUAAGAAAGAGCCGAGGCCAUACUAUGCAGUGGACAGACGGCUCACCCGGACACCAAGCCCUGUGCAGAAGACAAGAGAUGGUAUCUCAACGCCUCCGCCGGGUCAAAAGAGGGAGUGUACUGCUGCAGCCUUCAUGGGUGUCGUUGCUAGCGCAUGGAAGCGUCGUGGAAUGCCCACUUCGGAGUCUGUCAGUCAGAUGGAGCGUCAGUCGUAA